Chenopodium quinoa (quinoa) is the source of this 760-nucleotide messenger RNA. RefSeq names its product succinate dehydrogenase subunit 7A, mitochondrial-like. The coding region runs from base 140 to 424 and encodes 94 amino acids. NCBI's taxonomy places the organism in Eukaryota, Viridiplantae, Streptophyta, Magnoliopsida, Caryophyllales, Amaranthaceae. The transcript has 4 exons. The record is from RefSeq and is a predicted model, not a curated record.
CCGAACCAAAAGAAGAACAACAAAUUGAAAACUUUUACCAACUCCUCCUCCUCCCUCAUCUCUACCAUUUCAGAAGCUAUUUUUUCCUAAAAAUAAAAAUAAAAAUAAAAUUCCAGAAGCUUUAAACUGAACUCCAUCAAUGGCGUCCUUUAUCAAAUCUUCAGUUCUCUCUCAUCUCCGAUCUCAUCCUCAGGGGAAAGAGAGUUUGUUUGCGCAGCCAAGCCGGAAGUUCCACAUCGACCUCGGCGAGCGUGAGAAAGCUCUGUUGGAAAAGGACCCAGCAUUGAGCCGGUUCAAGUCAAGUACACAGACUGUAAAGCGAAUUAAAAAAGUGGGGGAUGUUCUCACAAUCAUUGUUGUGGCUGGCUGUAUGUACGAGAUCUAUGUUAGGCUUACUACCCGAGAGAGCUCCAGGAAGCAGUAAAGCUGAAGUACACAAUGAAGCAUGAGUUUUUUUGUUACAUUCCUGUGAUUAUGUCUGGUUCUAUCUGGUUGCUACUUUGUACCUGAAUAAGUAGGCCCAACUAAGUCACCUUCAACUGCUAGUAGCAUACAUAAUUCUUUGGCACUUUGGCUCCUUUCUGUAUUCUGAAAUUUACAGCUUUUUCCAACAUCAAUCAUAAAUAGUUCUUCAGUUUGAAGUAUUGGAUGAACUGAUUAGUGCUUGUUUGCCAAAGAAAUAAUUUACAGAAUGAACGUGUUUCUGGUCUCUAUUAUUCAGCUUAUACAGUUUCGAACUCAUGGUUAAUGUUGAAUGUUA